AUGCCGCAGCAUAUUUUCUCUGUAUUAUCAUCGGAUAGUGUCUUUGAUAUUUGCAAAUUUCUGAGUGCUUCCGAUAUUGUUUUUAAUGUUCGAUCGGUGUGUAGAGCCACUUAUCAAUGUAUUAAUAUUCAUCAAGAAGAAAAUGGUGGUGAGGAUAAUACAAAAUAUGAUGAUCGAUACAUUAGGUUGAUUGGAUCAAAUUUGGAGGGUUAUGAUGAAUGUCUGGGAAAGUAUUUGCAUUUAGGAAGAUUAUUGAACGAGAGAGAAUUGAGGAUUGUUGAAAAUUUGGAUGGAGCAAUUACUGAUAGAUAUGAAAGAGCUAAAAUUAAAUUGAGAAUGUCUUUGAGAUUCAAGUAUAUUGAAAUGACUUUCAAACCAUAUGAGGAUGGUCACUUUAUGAUUAGAGUGACUAGAUCAGCGUUACAGGGAUUUGAUUCAAAUCAAAAAGAUACUAAUCCUAUUGUAGAACAAUUUAAUGAUAUAUUGAGGAGAUUUAAGGAAAUAUCACUCUAUCGGACAUUAUAUUCGAAAUUGGUGAAUGAAAAUGAUUAUGUAGUUUUAAUAGGAGUUUUUAAUGAAGGAAAACCAUUCAUUAAUGACUUACAUUCCUUUAAUUGUAAUUUUGAGCAAAGAGAGGCUCUUAAUCUUUCAUUUGAAGGAAGAUUGUUAUCCCUUGCUUCUCAAAGGAGGUCUAAUUAUUGGAAACACUUUUCAGAUUUUAGAAUAUUUUUGGAAAUUGUUGAUUCUGUGCUUGGUCAAAAUUAUUUAGAUGAUAUGAGCUCACAUACAAUUAUAAUGGUAUCUCAACAAGAAUUUAUAAUUCCAAAUAGGACUUUAAUUAUUGAUUUGAAUAGCACAUUUGAUUAUGGUAUUGAUGAUAGGCAAAUUAACAAAGUAAGAGAUGUGCCAUGUACAUUACAUUGCCGAGUUAAUCCGUUCAAUAGGCAACUUAUUUAUCAACCAUCUAUGAUUGAACAAAGCAUUACAAUGAAUCUUACAAGUAUUGCCUUAUUUUGUGGAAUCGGACUUUAUCUAGGAGGCUUACAGUAUUUUACACGGAUUCCAUCGUUUAGAUUUACCAGAGAUUUAUAUUUUACCAAAGAUUCAAAUCAGAUAAUGCCAUGGAUUCUUAUUGCUAUAGAUUGCUUACUUGGAUUUUCUGCAUCGUUAUAUUUUACUGGAACUGAAUUUUUUGUGGAAGAAGGAGAUUUAAAGAAAUUGACUUACUAUUCCUAUUUAGCAAAAUGGAUAGCUUGUGGUUUCGAAUGUGGAGGAGAUCCUUGGUCAAUGAUGAAAUGUUUGCAUUUACCACCAUUAGAGAUUGCUCAUAACGUUGUUGGUUUUGGUAGUUUUGCUGCUCUAGGAAUUAUAUUAUACAAUGAAUUUGAUACUCUCAUUCAAGCAACAAUGAGCUCAUUUUCCUAUUGGAAAUCCAAAUAUUUAGGUACUAAAAAAGAAUAA
Naegleria gruberi is the source of this 1461-nucleotide messenger RNA. RefSeq lists its product as uncharacterized. The transcript has a single exon. Bases 1 to 1461 code for a protein of 486 amino acids. The record is from RefSeq and is a predicted model, not a curated record. Lineage: Eukaryota; Heterolobosea; Eutetramitea; Acrasida; Naegleriidae.